Molecule: messenger RNA, 1662 nt
Organism: Quercus lobata
Lineage: Eukaryota; Viridiplantae; Streptophyta; Magnoliopsida; Fagales; Fagaceae
Product: 3-ketoacyl-CoA thiolase 2, peroxisomal
Exons: 14
Coding region: 85-1497 (470 amino acids)
Biological process (GO): fatty acid beta-oxidation; phenylacetate catabolic process
Cellular component (GO): peroxisome
Molecular function (GO): acetyl-CoA C-acyltransferase activity
Source: RefSeq, a predicted model, not a curated record
AUUUGCUUGUUUGGCCUUCUGUUUCUUGUUUAGGCGUCUCUACCAUUAUAGUCUAGAGAGAGAGAGAGAGAUAGAAAGUCUGAGAUGGAGAAAGCUAUCAACAGGCAACGUGUUCUGCUGGAACACCUUCGACCUUCCUCUUCUUCUUCUUUUGUUUACGGCACCGAUUCUUCUUCUUCUCCUCCUCCUCCAAUCGCGGCAUCAGCAUGUGCAGCUGGGGAUAGUGCUGCGUACCAUAGGACUUCGGUGUUUGGGGACGAUGUUGUCAUUGUCGCAGCGUAUCGGACUCCAAUUUGCAAAGCCAAGCGUGGUGGUUUCAAGGAUACAUAUGCCGAUGAUCUCCUUGCACCAGUUUUGAAGGCAGUGAUAGAGAAAACCAAUGUGAAUCCUAGUGAAGUUGGGGAUAUUGUGGUGGGUACCGUGUUGGCCCCAGGAUCUCAAAGAGCAACUGAAUGCAGGAUGGCUGCAUUCUAUGCUGGUUUCCCUGAAACUGUGCCUAUCAGGACUGUGAAUAGGCAAUGUUCAUCUGGGCUUCAGGCAGUUGCUGAUGUUGCUGCAGCUAUAAGAGCUGGAUUUUAUGACAUUGGCAUUGGAGCUGGCUUGGAAUCCAUGACUUCUAGUCCAAUGGCAUGGGAAGGAUCGGUGAAUCCCAAAGUAAAGAUCUUUGAACAAGCCCAAAAUUGUCUUCUUCCCAUGGGGAUAACCUCAGAAAAUGUUGCACAUCGUUUUGGUGUAACUAGGCAGGAACAAGAUCAAGCUGCAGUCGAGUCACAUCAACGAGCUGCUGCUGCUACUGCCUCUGGUAAAUUUAAGGAUGAAAUUAUUCCUGUGCCAACCAAGAUUGUCGACCCAAAAACUGGUGACGAGAAGCCUGUUACAAUCUCUAUUGAUGAUGGGAUUCGACCUAAUGCAAGAUUUUCAGAUCUGGCAAAGCUGAAGCCUGUUUUUAAGAAAGAUGGGAGUACCACUGCUGGCAAUUCUAGCCAAGUGAGUGAUGGUGCUGGGGCUGUUCUCCUCAUGAAGAGAAGCAUUGCAGUGCAAAAGGGACUACCCAUCCUUGGUGUAUUCAGGACUUUUGCUGCUGUUGGUGUUGAUCCCGCAAUCAUGGGUGUCGGCCCAGCCGCUGCAAUUCCAGCUGCUGUCAAGGCUGCCAGUUUAGAGCUUGAUGAUAUUGACCUUUUUGAGAUUAAUGAGGCAUUUGCAUCCCAAUUUGUAUAUUGUCGUAACAAGCUGGAACUUGAUCCAGAAAAAAUCAAUGUGAAUGGAGGUGCUAUAGCCCUUGGGCAUCCUUUGGGUGCUACAGGCGCUCGCUGUGUUGCUACUUUAUUGCAUGAGAUGAAGCGUCGUGGAAAAGACUGCCGCUUUGGAGUGAUAUCAAUGUGCAUAGGCUCUGGAAUGGGGGCAGCCGCUGUUUUUGAACGGGGGGAUGCUGUUGAUGACCUCUGCAAUGCCCGGGUAGUUCAAAGCAAUAGUCUUUUAUCUAAGGAUGCUUGGUAGAAUAUUUUUUCCUGCUGCUUAUGGCAAAGUCCUAUGAAUAAUGUCAUGACUGGGAUUGGAACUCCUAGUAAAAGCAUUGUAAUAAUUUGACAUUAUGUUUUGUUAAAAAUCUACAGGGAUUAAAGGAUUGAAGUAAUUAGUUAAAAUUUCUUCUCUGCACUCUUA